AUGGGCGACAGGGUUACCGCGAGGGAUGCCAUGGCUGCUGUCAAUGCUCACCGGACCAGAAUGGAGGAGAUUGUGGAGAUGGUGGAUCAGUGUUUCCAAGCAAUGGAGCGCCUCGAUCCAGGAAUUCUUGGAGCCCCUCCUAACCUCCAUAACAUGUCUUUUGCCACGGGUGCUCAGACCAAUACAUCCUACCUGGCUAACAACCAUAAGGGAACCCGUGCCAAUAUGGAGCCUCUCUUGUUCUCCUUUGGGAACAAUCCCAACCGACCAUCAACCAGCCAACCAACUUCUCGGCCGCAAGCAGGAACCAGCCAACAAGGUGCUAGGACCCACACCGAAGCUCCCCCCUUUGUUUUUACCAGCCUCCCUAACCGGUCUCAACCUGAACCGCAACCUCCAGUUGCACAACCUGAGCCCGAUAGAGAGCAGUUUGCACCACCCCCACCAUUUAACCAAGAUCCUCCAAACUGUAGAAGAACAUGGGCUGAUGAGGAUGAAGAAUAUUGGGGGCAGUUUGACAAUAGGAACCAAAGACGACUUCCUACGGUCAGAUUUGAAUUCCCUAGAUUCAGAGGAACGGUAAUUAAGGAAUGGAUCUACAAGGCCGAGCAAUAUUUCUUAUGCCAACAUGUGCCACGAAACGAGUGGAUAAUAAUGGCUGAAAUGUACAUAGAAGGAGAAGCCAUGAGCUGGUACCUUUGGUACACACAUAACCACCAAAACAUGGAAUGGGAUCAACUCAAGGCGGAUCUACAAGUACGAUUUAGAGAAUCAACUCACAUCGAUUAUGAUGUAGAAUUGAAAAACUUGCAACAAACCACCACCGUUCAAGAGUAUCAACGUCAGUUUGAAAAGCUGUCUAGUAUGGUUAAUUGGACACAGAGCGCACUAGUGGGAGCCUUCAUUGGUGGGCUCAAAGAAGAAGUAAAAGUAGAUAUGCAAACUUAUAGGCAUACUGAAUUGAUGGAGUGUUUUAACACGGCAAGAUCUAUUGAGGAUAGAAAUAAGAGAAAGAGCGCACUGUACCGGCCUAAUCGCAAUUAUGGCGCCGGCACUUCUAGACCAAAUCCCGUAAGGACCUUUCCUAACCGAAGGGAAGAGCCACGGCCAGUAAGGAGAAAAGAGCCUAGGGCCUUCUACCGGGAAGCAGCUAGGCCUGCUUUCCAUGAAAAGGUCCUGGUCUCUUACAUAUCUAGACAAGAGCGGGGAGAAAUGAUAAGGAACAACCAGUGUUUUUAUUGCAAAGACAAAUGGCAGAGAGGUCACAUUUGCAAAGAAAUGAGAGUCUACGAAGUAGUGGACAGUGACGAUGAAGAGGCACCUCAAAAUCCGAAUGAGGAACCCGCAAGUUCUGAACCAGAAUCACCCACAGAUCCGAACGUUGAAGAGGGAACGUGUCACUCAAUGAUGGAUCCUAACCAACCCAAUGCAAUGAGGGGAGUUGACGUCGUCUUAGGAGUGAAAUGGUUGGAAACUCUUGGAGUAAUUUCUUGGGACUUCAAGAGCAUGAUGAUGUCAUUUGCUAAGGAGGGAGGUGACACUCCCGUCACCCUCAUGACAAUCAUUACGAUUUUGGCACCCAAGGCCACGUUGAAGGCCAUAGAAGCCCAACAACCAGCGUAUUGGGUUGUGGCUAUGGCAAAAGAUGUACCGGUAACCAAUCCAGAAGAAACUGAGGAAGUGCCCGAAGAAGUGCAGCGGGUACUUGAUGACUUUAAAGACGUCUUCAGUGCACCCAAAGGUUUGCCCCCUAAAUGGUCCUACGACCGCAGAAUUGUCUUGAACAAUGGGGCAGAUGCAGUGAACGUUAGGCCAUACCGAUAUGGCUACCACCAAAAGGCAGAGAUCGAAAGACUUGUAAAAGAGAUGUUAAAAGAUGGUAUCAUAUGUCCUAGCAGUAGCCCUUAUUCCUCAGCCAUUUUGUUGGUGAAGAAAAAAGACAACACGUGGAGGUUCUGUGUUGACUACAGAGCCCUUAAUGCGGCUAUAAUUAAAGACAGGCACCCUAUACCUGUGAUUGACGAACUUUUGGACGAACUCACGGGUGCCACCAUCUUCUCUAAACUCGAUCUCAGGGCUGGGUAUCACCAAAUUAGGAUGUUUGAAGGGGACAUCAAAAAAACGGCUUUCCAAACCCAUGAUGGCCAUUACAAAUUCCUAGUAAUGCCAUUCGGAUUAACAAAUGCACCAGCAACAUUUCAAAGGUGCAUGAAUAACACGUUCAGAAGCCAAUUGUGUGAUUUUGUAUUAGUCUUUUUCAAUGACAUCCUGGUGUACAACAACUCGGUGGAAGAGCACGUUAAACACCUUGCUACAGUCUUAUCUAUACUGCAAGCAAAUACUCUUUAUGCAAAAGGGUCCAAAUUUAGUUUUGGACAGACGUCUAUUGGCUAUUUGGGGCAUAUAGUGUCCCGAGAAGGGGUUAGGGCAGACCCCGAAAAACUGCAAGCCAUGGAGGCAUGGCCACUGCCCAAAGAUCUCAAGGGCUUAAGAGGCUUCCUCGGUCUCACAGUGUACUACAGGAAUUUCAUCCAGGGGUACGGGCUAAUUGCAGCCCCACUUACACAGAUGUUUUAG
Nymphaea colorata (pocket water lily) is the source of this 2577-nucleotide messenger RNA. RefSeq lists its product as uncharacterized. The transcript has 3 exons. The record is from RefSeq and is a predicted model, not a curated record. NCBI's taxonomy places the organism in Eukaryota, Viridiplantae, Streptophyta, Magnoliopsida, Nymphaeales, Nymphaeaceae. The coding region runs from base 1 to 2577 and encodes 858 amino acids.